AUGGCAACAUCACCGUUCAUUCAAGGGACAUCCCUCGACAAUAGAGUAGAGGAUUAUCUUGACGACAAACUUCAAUCGACGACCGAUCUCGAUAGCCUAGACGAACUCCUUGCGAAUGUCGAGCUGCAGCGAAACCAGCUACAGACUCAGCUCGACGAUGCCGUCAAACAGCUCGAGGAAGCUCGACACACCGCAGAGGGCAGAAAAGCCUCCCUCGCCGCCCGAAUAGAAGAAUUCCAGGAGCUUCAGGAAAGCAUCGACCGGCGUGAAGCUAUCGCUGUUGCCUCCGAUGCGCCCGACCAAGCGAUCGCCCGUCUCCAGGCUCCGAUGAAGAAGCUGCGAUCUGUAGAUUUGGCACAGAAAUAUCUCCUGCUGGUCCAGGAUGUCGAGAAGCUCCGCUCCGAGGCUCGCUCACACUUACCCGAGAGCCCUAAGGCAGCCUUGGAGCCAUACAGCAAGCUCAAGCAGAUGGCUUCCAGGCUGAAGGAGCUCCAGGGAGAGGAGUCGCUGCACUUGGUGGAAUAUGUUCAUGGCGUAACGGAGGUGCUUUGGACGGAAAUGAAGACCAUAAUGUCUGCUGAUUUCGAGACGGUCCUUGAGAAACGGAACUGGCCCAAGGUCGACCCGCAAUCGCAAAUGGAUGAUGAGUGGGUGGCAUCCUUCGAGAAACUCAUAGACCUGCAAAUACCCGAGGUCCUUUAUAGCACUGAAGUCGUUGGGCUUUUGCCUCUUGAUGCUAUGGCCAAGAUUUUUGCCGCAGAGUUUCGAUUCCACUUUCUCAGCGACAGGCCGACCAGCGACCCCCAAGCGAUCGGGACCCAUUGCUUCCCCUGGUUUCUGAUGACAGUUGAGAAAUGGGAAGACUUUCUUCGUGAUAACCUUGCGCAUCUUCUUGUGUCCAAGUUCAGGGACACAGGGGCUGCCACUUCGCUGGUCUAUGUUGACCCAGUUUGCGCCUUUAUCACCUCCUUGCUGCCAGUGGUUAGAGAGAAAAUCCGAGAUGUGACCGACAAAGCGGCAGACAAGCCUGCCUUUUUGAGCAGUUUCAUCGCUCAGCUCAUGACAUUUGAUGAGGACAUCAGAUCCAGAUUCAGCUACGAUGGCGGAGACCCAGACCGUGGCUGGAAGGGGUUGGCAACUGAAGUUUUGGACACACAUUUUGAGACCUGGUUCCAGGCCGAGAAGGACUUUACCAUGGAACAAUUCAACUCAAUACUUAGAUCUGAAGAUGGCAGAAAUAUCGACUUUGACUAUGCAGCCGACGGACGCAUGAAACCGACAUACGCUGCUGUCCGAAUCACCGAUCUCCUUAGAAAUACGACUAAUCAGUACAACCGGCUGAGGAAAACGAAACAUAAGAUAAGAUUCCUCAUCCAUAUCCAACUUGACAUUCUGGAGGAGUAUGAUGGCCGCUUGCGAGGGUCGCUUGAGGCAUACCAGGCGAUUACCUCAACCCUCGGAAGGACAUUGCACGGAGUAACAAAGGAGCAGCUCGCGGCACUUGAAGGUACCGGAGCUUUGGAGACCCUUUGCAAAGUCCUAGGAAGUUCGGACCACAUUGUGCACACCUUAAAGGAAUGGAGCAACGAGGAGUUCUUCAUCGAGCUUUGGGAACAACUUCAAGCAGGACCCAAAUCCAGUGACCAAGGCAAUUUAAGUUUCGACGAGGUCAAGGGCCGCACCUCAAGCGCUAUGGGUGAGGUUGAACAAGACGGGGCGCUUUUCGAUGAGAUGAUCGCUUCAUACUCGAUGCGCCGAAGUUCAGCUCAAACCUUGCUUGUGUCGGCACUGGUAGACUCGCACUCAAAAUCGUUCCGAGGCUACUCUAGUCGCGCUCAAUUUACUACCAUCGGUGAUGCAUCUGACCUCGCAGACACUGACAAUCACCAAGAUGACCCUUGGCAGCUUAGCAUCUCUCCUGAGCUUGACGAGCCAUUGCGAAUCCUUAGUCGCAACUUGGAGUUCCUUGUCAAAGCUCUCUCCACGGCCGUGUUCCGCCGUGUCUGGCGUGAGGCACUGGGCAAGCUCCAGGAUCAGCUAUGGCAUGAGGUCUUGCUCCGGCAAUCCUUCACUGCAUUUGGCGCUGCCCAGUUCUUCCGUGACACCAACGCCGUAUUCACCUUGGUAGAUCGAUAUAUUCCAGGCAGCUCGACUGUCAUGGGCACUCUGCUAGAUGGCGUCCGCUUGCUGAAUCUACCCGUCGAACUCAAGGGCGAAGAGAAGGGCUUGACGCUAAAGGAAGCAAGCGACCGAGUAUUCACUGAUAAUGACGAGGCUAGAAAGGUCCUUGCUGACCUACAUCUGGACGCAUUGACUCCGCAAAACUCUAGGUAUAUCUUGCAAAAACGGGUUGAAAAUAGUGAGAAUGUGGAGUGGUAG
Molecule: messenger RNA, 2379 nt
Organism: Clonostachys rhizophaga
Lineage: Eukaryota; Fungi; Ascomycota; Sordariomycetes; Hypocreales; Bionectriaceae
Source: the annotation of a GenBank genome assembly